Messenger RNA from Corythoichthys intestinalis (scribbled pipefish), 2993 nucleotides. RefSeq names its product BMP/retinoic acid-inducible neural-specific protein 3-like. NCBI's taxonomy places the organism in Eukaryota, Metazoa, Chordata, Actinopteri, Syngnathiformes, Syngnathidae. Gene Ontology annotation, biological process: positive regulation of neuron differentiation; nervous system development; cellular response to retinoic acid. The record is from RefSeq and is a predicted model, not a curated record. Bases 456 to 2822 code for a protein of 788 amino acids. The transcript is spliced from 8 exons. Gene Ontology annotation, cellular component: dendrite; neuronal cell body; cytoplasm.
GUGGAGGGGGCUGGGGGGUUGUCGGUAAGGAGAAAAAGCUCUCUGUGUGGAAGCAGCCGCUCAUUCACCAAGCAGCUCACACAGCAGAAGGAGGAAGAGGAUGAGGAGUAGAACAGCUGCUGCAGCAGUGUGCACGCAGCAUUUUGCAUGAAAAAGGAAGGGGAAAAAAACAAAAGCUUUAACAACAGCAUUCAGUGCCAUACGAGACUAGUGCGGGGAUACGGGCAUCGGCUCUUUGGACUUGGAAAAUUUUGUGUUUGUGACUUGAGGAGCGGAGGGAUGCACGGAUACUGGAGGGUCUGCAUCCCUGUGACAAAGUUGAGCUCGAGCGGAAAUCAAGUUGAAAGAGAACAAAUCUUGUCAUUUCAUUGACGGGUUUGACUCCAUAAAGAGUGCAUCACUUGGUCCUAAUUGCCAAGUCAGUCCAGAGAGAAUGAGGUGUCGUUGGGUGAAGCAUGAGCCGUCAGAGAAUCAGUCAUAAGCGGCUGUCUCUGCGAUGGACGAGUGCGCUUCUUGGCCUCUGGCUCUGCUGCUGGACCUCGUUGGCCAGCGCCGCAGGAGAUGCAGCCGCCGAAAACGCCGGACCGGCCGGCGGCUCCCUCGGUGGCUCUCUAGCGUGGCUUCUGUCAGAUAAAGGGCCUUUCCAUCAGUCCUUGGAGUUCACAGAGGCUGCGGAAAGGCACCAGCAAGGGUUUAGCACCAGAUACAAGAUCUACAGGGAGUUUGGUCGAUGGAAGGUCAACAGCCUGGCGGUGGAGAAACGAGACAGUCUCGGCGGCAGUCGUGGUCUGGCUUUGCCCCUCGACCCUGAAUUUAUGCACACCAUCCGCCAGCUAGGAAGGCGGCCGACCCUGCGCGCAAUUACCGAGAGUCUAAUCAAAAAAUAUGGCACCCACCUCCUACUCUCUGCCACACUGGGAGGGGAAGAGUCCUUAACCAUAUUUGUGGACAAAAGGAAGCUAGGUCAAAAAUCUUCAGCGGUUGGGACUGAGGACAGUAAAAGCAACAGCACGACUGGCCCAAUUACCCUGGAGGCGCUCCACCAGUUGGCAGCUUCCUACUUCACCGACAGAGAGAGUACCUUACGCAGGCUCCACCACCUCCAGAUUGCCUCGACUGCCAUAAAGGUAACAGAAACCAGAACUGGACCACUUGGAUGCAGCAACUAUGACAAUCUGGACACUGUCAGCUCUGUUCUUGUUCACAGUCCAGAGAACAAGGUUCAGCUACAAGGGCUGCAGGUCGUCCUCCCGAGUUACUUGCAGAGUCGCUUCAUUCAGGCGGCUCUGAACUACAUUGGCUGUAAAUCCGAGGGUCAUUUUAUGUGCCAAAAAAACGAAUGCUGGUGUGACUGCAGAGUGGAAUUUCCAAAGUGUAACUGUCCUCACACUGACCUGGACACUCUGGAAAACAACCUAGUGCGCAUCAGAGAGGCCUGGAGGCGGUCCAACGAGGAGUUUGAAGCAUCCGAGGAAUUCCAAAGCUUUGUUGGAAAACUGCCAACACAUUAUGCUGUAAACACAUCUGUUGUGGAGCACUUAUGGCGGACAGAUGCUAGCCUGCUCCAGCGCUACAGGCAACUGGAGAUGGGCAGCCAGCAGCUCUUCACCAAAGCUCGCCGCACCAUCAACAAGCUCUUCAAUCUCAGCAAGAGGUGCCGUAAACAGCCCAAAAUCAUCCUCCAGAGGCCGAGGUCUCUUCACUUCUGGUUGAGCUACACCCUCUCCAUCUUGUACUGCAGUGAGAACAACCAAGUUGGAGUCUACAAUGAAGAAAGUCGCAGAUGCUCCUGCCCUUACAGUCACCCACCUUGCCAAGGCCUCAUCCCAUGUUCCACGGGCGACGGACCCCGCUGCUCGUCUUGCUCUGCUGAGAAUCGUACGAGAUGCUCCAGCUGCAAUCCUGGUUUUACCCUGAACCAGGGAGCCUGCAGACACGCCGUGCCCGACCCUACGGACCCGUACCUGGGUAUGGAGAGCGAUCAAGACCUGCACGACAUGGAGCUUCGCUACCUGCUUCAGCGACGCGACCCGCGCAUCACUCUACACGCGGUGUUCGUAAGCAACGAUGUGCGGGUCAACACUUGGUUCGACCCAUCAUGGAGGAAGCGAAUGCUGUUGACCCUGAAAAGCAACCGGGUUAAAUCUAAUCGUGUUCACAUGCUCCUUGGACUGGACUUGCAAUUUUGCCUCAGCAGGAACAGCACCCUCGAGCCAGUUUUUUCGCUCUUCGUGAACCCAUUUGGAGGCAGUCAUUCAGAGAGCUGGACAAUGCCCGUAGGCCAAAAUGGCUAUCCCGACUGGGACCGGACCAAAUUGGACAUUCCCUUGGACUGCUAUAACUGGACGUUGUCUCUCGGUAACAGAUGGAAGAGCUUUUUCGAGACGGUGCAUUUUUACCUGAGGAGUCGAAUCAAGGAGGGCGCGGCGACGGGAUCAAAGAACACUUCAGUGGACGAUGAGCUUACGGAGGCGACAGAGCCACCCAGUAGUAUCGGUUAUAUGAAAGUGAACAGCAUGCAGCUGUUUGGAUACAGCAUGCAUUUUGACCCUGAGGCAAUCCAGGACUUGAUUCUGCAGAUUGACUACCCGUACACUCAGGGAUCGCAGGACUCGGCUCUCUUGCAGCUGGUGGAGCUGCGCUACAGGGUAAAUCGCCUCUCGCCUCCGGGGGCCCCCCACGUGGAUCUAUUUGCCUGUCUGCUCCGCCACAGACUUAAACUCUCCAGUGCGGACGUGAGCAGGAUCCUCAGCGCCCUGCAGGCUUUCAGUGCCAGACAACCCAACUACACGGAGUACGAGGCGACCAAACUGUGUAGCUAAUGGCACCCAUGUUGUGUUUUGUAUUUUCUUGCCGCAUACAGGCUUGCAUCCUCUUUCUGCUGGAUCCAUUUGUUGUCAAGUGAAUGGUGCAUUGUUCAAGGCUUUGUUGUAAAUAAACUGUGUGCAAUCAAAAUCAAUGCUAAUGUCAGUGCAGUUUUAUGAAUAAAAGAC